CUAUUGUUGAAAUAUUGUUUGGUUUGUGAAAAAUUGCCAGAUGUUUGAUGAUAUAUUUUAAAUUUCAAGAUGCUGAAUAUUCUAUUUAUUUCGAAAUGCUGGCAAGUUGGCCACCAGAGGGAGUAGUUUGGGGAAGGGGUGGGUGAAAGGGGGUAUUUGUUCAGGAGUGAGUCCCACCAGAGGAUAUAUUUUGUCGUGUCAGAGGAUAUAUUUUUGUAUUGCAACUGUUCUGCUUUUGUAAUUUUUUUUCCAACCAUGAAUUUUCUGAUUGAAUUAAAUGCGAAGAUGGCUCCUAAGCAUCAACAGGACGUUACUUAUGAUGGAACCACUUUAGGCAUCAAACUAGAGAUUUCCAGUUCUCAACAGUCGAGUUCAACAUCUACAUUGAAUGAUUCAUCUCCUGAAAUCGAUUGUAAAUCCGAAGUGUUUAAGGAUUCAUCUCGGAACGUUUCGAAGAUUCAGGAAGCUUACGAAAUUAAUCGCAUGGAAGGGGAUCUUUAUAACAGUACAGAAAAUUACAUUCUAACUGAAAUUCAAAAGAAAAUGAGGAAAUCAGACAAGUAUUAUGAAGUUUUGAAAGACCCGCUUUAUUCAGAGCUGUGCAGAAUACGAAAUGAUCGAGAGAAACUAGUAAUGGAACAAGAAGCUCUUUUAAAGAAGUUAACGGAUACUGAGAUGCCCACCAAGUCGGAAGAAGUUGAGGAAGAGGGAGAUUUUAGGAAAGAGAUGAAGAAUGCAGAAAAGUCUGAAAAAUCGAAAUUUGUUAAAACACCGGAAGUUUUAGUUCUGAAUGGUGAAUCAUAUGCUGAACAGGCACUAAAAUCGGUUGAUUUUCCAUCGGACGAAGUGAUUUUAGAUUUUAUGGAUGUUGGCAUGGAAAUCGAGGUAACCAGCAAUGAGAAGAAAUUUGCUGAAAAACCGGAAGUAUUUGAGCUGACCAGCCGACCAAAUGCUGAACAGUCGACCAAAUCGAAAUUUGCUGAAAAACCGGAAGUAUUUGAGCUGACCAGCCAACCAAAUGCUGAAGAGUCGACCAAAUUGAAAUUUGCUGAAAAACCGGAAGUAUUUGAGCUGACCAGCCAACCAAAUGCUGAAGAGUCGACUAAAUCGAAAUUUGCUGAAAAACCGGAAGUAUUUGAGCUGACCAGCCAACCAAAUGCUGAAGAGUCGACUAAAUCGAAAUUUGCUGAAAAACCGGAAGUAUUUGAGCUGACCAGCCAACCAAAUGCUGAAGAGUCGACUAAAUCGAAAUUUGCUGAAAAACCGGAAGUAGUUGAGCUGACCAGCCAACCAAAUGCUGAACAGUCGACCAAAUCGGUUAGUAAACGUCAACGUAAAAGAAAGCGGGCAGAUGAAAAAGAAAACGAUUUUGAAUCAUAUUUUGUCUCUAUUUCCGAGCGGACUAAAUUUCACAAGAGAAGUUGCCGAAAAUGAAUUUUGAUUGCAAGAUCAGCAACAAAAUACUUACAUCAUAGACAAAAAAAUGGGAAAAGAAGGAUUAAGAUAGAAAAAGAAAUUUCGAUUUUUGGAUUCAGUGAAAAAAAAAAAUUUUUUUUUUAAUUAUGUGACAAGAGCUUUUGUGAAAAUAUUGCUUAAUUAUACACUAAGCAUUUUACUUGUAAAUGAUUAUAUGUUAUUAUUAUUAUUAAAAUGAUUUCACUAUUUCAUUUUUAAUAUUUUCAUGCUCAUCCUAUUCAAUGUUCAUUUAAUCACAGUUACAAUGGGAAGAA
Molecule: messenger RNA, 1730 nt
Organism: Parasteatoda tepidariorum (common house spider)
Lineage: Eukaryota; Metazoa; Arthropoda; Arachnida; Araneae; Theridiidae
Source: RefSeq, a predicted model, not a curated record